This is a messenger RNA of Solanum dulcamara, 665 nucleotides long. RefSeq names its product ethylene-responsive transcription factor ERF003-like. Lineage: Eukaryota; Viridiplantae; Streptophyta; Magnoliopsida; Solanales; Solanaceae. Gene Ontology annotation, biological process: regulation of DNA-templated transcription. The transcript has 2 exons. The coding region runs from base 62 to 604 and encodes 180 amino acids. The record is from RefSeq and is a predicted model, not a curated record. Gene Ontology annotation, molecular function: DNA-binding transcription factor activity; DNA binding.
UACUCGUUCUUCCUCUCUUACACUUACCACAAACGCUUCAUCUUAAAUAUAUAAAUCCGCCAUGGCUCGAUCACAACAACGAUAUCGUGGUGUCCGUCAGCGACAUUGGGGUUCUUGGGUUUCGGAAAUUCGACAUCCUUUACUGAAGACAAGAAUAUGGCUAGGUACAUUUGAGACAGCAGAGGAUGCAGCCCGAGCAUACGAUGAAGCUGCAAGGCUCAUGUGUGGACCGAGAGCGCGCACGAAUUUCACUUUUAAUGAUAAUGAUUCUCAAUCAUCAUCGUCGACGAAGUAUCUAUCUGCUGCUUUGAUAGCUAAACUACAGAGAUGCCAGAUGAAAUCACUUAAUAUGGCAAAUAAUAGACCUGGAACGACGAAAUUAGAAGAUCAAAAUAAUCAGUUAUGUCAUCAACUUGGGAACAGGGGAGAUCAUGGCAUUGUUAGAAGAAAUGGGCAAAUGAGUGUUGAAAUGCCGGUUAGCUAUGAAGGCCAAGCUGCGAGUACACAACAAUUCAAGUCACUGGAAGAUCAUCAUAUUGAACAAAUGAUUGAGGAGUUGUUGGAUUAUGGAUCAAUUGAGCUAUGUUCUGUUUUGCAAGAAUAGGCCAUGAAUGUGAAUGUAACACUUUUACAUUCUAAUGAAAUCCUUCCCUAUUUCUUCUCUC